Pseudonaja textilis is the source of this 2559-nucleotide messenger RNA. RefSeq names its product copper chaperone for superoxide dismutase (gene CCS). NCBI's taxonomy places the organism in Eukaryota, Metazoa, Chordata, Lepidosauria, Squamata, Elapidae. Gene Ontology annotation, biological process: superoxide metabolic process. The record is from RefSeq and is a predicted model, not a curated record. Gene Ontology annotation, molecular function: copper ion binding.
GGUGUGUCACCUUUAAAGCGGUCCGGGUAGGCCAUUUUUUUUUCUCGUUUUUAUUCUCGAAGACAAGAUGGACGGAGCUCCGGAAAGGGGCGGAGGCCUCCGCUGCACGCUGGAAUUUGCUGUUGAGAUGACUUGUCAAAAGUGUGUAGAGGCGGUUCAGAAAACACUGCAAAAGACACCGGGCCUCCGCAUAGUUGACAUCAAGCUGGAUUCGCAGACUGUGCUGGUGGAGACAAGUCUUGGAACUGAGGAAGUCCAGAACCUUUUAGAAACGACGGGGCGUAAGGCUGUGCUCAAAGGAAUGGGAAGUAAUGUUCCAGGAUUGCUCGGCACUGCUGCCGUGGCCAUGGUGUCGGGCCGUGGACUGAUCCAAGGGGUCGUGAGGUUCCUGCAAGUCUCGCCUGAAAAGUGCCUUGUGGAUGGCACGAUCGACGGCCUUCCACCAGGGCUGCACGGGCUUCAUGUCCAUGAAUUUGGAGACCUCAGCCGGACUUUUGACAGUUGUGGAGACCACUUCAACCCCAAAGGGGAAUGCCAUGGAGGCCCCCAGGAUCUGCACAGGCAUGCAGGUGAUCUUGGGAACAUCUUGGCCACUGCUGAUGGAAGAGCAUCCUUUCGGAUGGAAGAUCACCUGCUGAAGGUGGACGAUAUAAUCGGCCGUUCCUUGGUAGUAGACGAAGGGGAGGAUGACUUGGGCCGCGGGAAUCACCCGCUGUCAAAAAUCUCUGGAAAUUCUGGGGAGAGAGUGGCCUGCGGAAUCAUUGCUCGCUCAUCCGGCCUCUUCCAGAAUCCCAAGAAAAUAUGUACCUGCAGCGGAGUGACCCUUUGGGAAGAGCGGGAAAGAUCUGCCACCAGGCUAGGCCAGGCCGUUCCCGAACGACCCACUCCUCACCUGUAGGACAUGGGUUGCUGCUAUUGCUCCCCUCGCGCUGGAGUUUGCAAAGGGGGUUCAGCUAUUCUCUUUAGGUGCCUCCCGCAAUGACCCCAAUAAGGCAGGUGCGGGUGCGGGUGUGUGUUUGUGUGUCUGGAGAGAGACACAAACAUACAAAUCGGCUUUUGCUAGCAGGAGGAAAAGAUCAUCGUUGCACUUUGGAUAGAUUUCCCCCACACACACACAAAACCUCCAAACAUUCCAAUAAAUCACUUUUAGAUUUUGUCCCACAUACACACACAAUUUUUUUAGGUUUAAGUUUGGGGAUUUGGGAGUUUUUGCCGCCUUCCUUUUGCAUCUUCUUUUUUUUUUUUGCAUCUAUGCCUUCAUUUUAGGAUUGUGGGAACAGUGCCUUUCCCCCCCUUCCCUGCGGGGCACAGAAGGAAGAAAAUCAACAGAUCUGGUCUGCAGCCAUAGAUGAGGCUUAACGCUGGUGAGAUUGCAGUUGAUGGUUUAAAAGGGGGAGCCCCUUCCUUUCCCCCCCCCAAAAGGGGAACUUUCUCUGUUAGGUUGGGGCAAUGGGGGACAGCAUUCUUUGCCCUGCCCUGUUUAUCUCAAGAAGAAUAUAUUGAGAGGCAUAGGGGUUGCUACAACACCAAAAAUUGUUAGUACAGGCAGGCCUCGGCUUACAACAGUUCUUUGAAUGACUGAAUAGCACUCAAAACAGUGGCUUAUGACCAUGGCAGCAUUUCAACAGUCAGGUGAUUAAAAUUCGGAUUUGCUCGUCAACUGGCUCCUAUUUUAUGACCGUCGCAGUGUCCCUGGGAUCAUAGUCAACGAGGAAAGCCAGAUCCACUUAACAGCUGUGUCACUCACUUAACAAACUGCAGUGAUUCCACAAAACCAUCGUGGCAAGAAAGGUCGUUAAAAAAGGAGCAAUAAUUCACUUCGCAAAGGUCUCGCUUGGCAACAGAAAUUUCGGACAUGAUUGCCUCGUAAGGAAAGGGCCACCUGUAUCCCCGUCGGCUUGUCAUGAAUCAGUCUGGCCUCACCCUUCUUGGGAUGUGUGACAGUGCCUUAAGUGUCUAAAAAUAUUGUUGGUUUGGAAGGGCUCCAAGAUCACUUCCAACUUUGUUAUUCUGUUAAUUGUGGAAAGCGAGGAAAAGCGGGGGAGUGGGACUGAUAGUCCUCAUUUUACAACCAUUCAUUCGAAGUUACUUAUGACUAAAUUGUUCACGCUUAAAGAUGGUUGGCGCAUCCCCAGGGUCACAUGAUCAAAAUUCAGACACUUGGCUCCUGACUUGUAUUUAUGACGGUCACAGUGUCCUGGAGGUCACGUGAUCCCUUUUUGUGACCUGACCAGGGGACAAUCAGAUUCACUUAACAACCAGAUCACUAAGAUCACAAACUGCAGGGAAUUCACUUUACCACUGUGGCAAGAGAGGUAAAAUGGGGAGAAAAACUUCACUUAACAACUGUCUUGUUUAACACUGGAAAUGGGCUCAAAUUGCGGUAAGGUGAGGAUUACCGGUAGUACAAAAUGGUCGUGUAUUAGGGCAGGCUUGGGAGUGGAUUUUUCCUGUGAGGGUUCUGUCUGGGACAGAGGUGCAAUUUGAACUGUGCCUCUUGUUUUGCUGGUUCUUUUUAUUUCUUUGACCAUCCAUUAAAUUAUAUAAUCUUCUUAAGCA